Messenger RNA from Paramuricea clavata, 549 nucleotides. The record is from the annotation of a GenBank genome assembly. Lineage: Eukaryota; Metazoa; Cnidaria; Anthozoa; Malacalcyonacea; Plexauridae.
AUGCAAACCGAAGAAUUUAAAACGACAAAAUUAUGGGAUAAAGUGCAAAAUGCUAUAACAACAUUACAAACAACGCCAGACUCAAUACCACAAAUACGGUUUGCAAUAUCGAAGGUACGUGCAGCAUUUCAUGAUUACCAUAUGUCUAUAGUCUCGUACAUAGAUUAUCUUGUACGUGUGGGCACGCUAGAAUGUAUUGAAGAGCGAGAGAAAAUAGAAGACAUUCUUGAUUAUCAUAAACAUUAUGUUGACACUGUGGUCGCGGAAGGUAAUGAACGAAAGAAGGAACUAACCGCUGAAAUGGGUUCUGCUCGCCUAAGUUCUCGCGCAUCUUCUCGCGCAUCGUCAGCCUCGUCGGCCGCAUUACGUGCGCAAGCAAGAGGCGAUGCUGCAGCAGCUAUAAAGAAAGCAGAAUUGGAAAAGAAACGAAAUGAAAUUGAGUCGCAAUUAGCGUUACAAAUACAACAGGAAUUAGCAUUGUCGCGCCAAAAAAUAAACGAAAAAGCCCAGUUAGAAAGUCACCGCGAAAGUCACCGCUAUAGAGAAUGA